AUGCGUUUCUCCGCUGCUGCUGUUGCUCUCUUCGCCGGCCUUGCCGUUGCUCUCCCUGGUGGUGACAUCGAGACCAUCUACCAGACCGAGGAGGUCACCAUCACCUCCUGCGCUCCCACCGUGACUGACUGCCCCGGCAGCAGCACCACCGCGCCCACUGCUAUCCCUACCGAGAGCAGCCCCGUCAUUCCCACCAGCGCUCCGGCCCCCCCGGUCGAGACCCCCAGCGUUCCUGAGGUCCCCGCCCCUGAGCCUGAGGUCCCCUCCGAGAGCAUCUCCGUCAUCCCUGUGACCACCUGCAUCCCCACCGUCACCUACUCUACCAUCACCAUUACCCCCACCGCUCCUGCCACCUCCAAGCCCGUCAUCCCGGUGGUCCCUACCUCCGUUGCUCCUACCGGCAGCGCUACUCCUUCUCCCUCUCCUCCCGCUUUCACCGGUGCCGCCAACGCUAUCACCAACUCCUUUGGCUUCGCUGGCGCUGCCGCCGUCGCUGCUAUCUUCCUGGCCUAG
Messenger RNA from Aspergillus calidoustus, 513 nucleotides. Lineage: Eukaryota; Fungi; Ascomycota; Eurotiomycetes; Eurotiales; Aspergillaceae. The record is from the annotation of a GenBank genome assembly.